AAGAGAGAAAGAGAGAACGGUAGUAUGCGCGAUCGGGUUACUGGCGGGUGGGUGUGCGCGCUCUCUCGCUCGCCGGUUGCUCGCUAGAAUCGCGCGGUAGACGUUCUGCUAGGUGGGGGGCAGUGGACAGCUGAUCGCUGCCUUCGACGGACGGUCGUUCUCGCGUCGCUCCGAUUUCGCGAAAACACGAAAGAGAGAGAAAGAGAGAGAGAGAGAGAGAAAGAGUGAAAGAAGGAUAACGCGCGCGCGCGCGCUUCCGGUCGUAUGUCCAUUUCGAGAUAAUAUUUAAACGAGUAGAUUAUUAAAAAAAAGAAAGAAGAUAAAGAACGACGGACAAGAGAAAGAGAGAGAGAGAGAGAGAGAGAGAAAAGUAGAAAAGAAAUAGAACAUACGAGGGAAAACGAGUGAACACGAGGCGCACUCUCGAGAGGAACAGAGAAACAUUGAUAGACAUAGAAAGAGAGAAAGAGAGAGAGAGAGAGAGAGGAAAGAAAGAGUGCUCUGACGAGUGGGCGCGCGCGCGCGCGCCUUCGGACGGACAAGUGACACCGCGCUGCGCGUUACGAAUAUACAUAAGUACGUACUUCUGGAAAAAAAAAAAAAAAUAAAUUACCCUAAUCGACGUUUCAAAAGAGUUCGGGAGCGCGAUCGUCCGAUCAAGCCGUUUCCAACGACUUGUUCGCGCAUAUUUAACCUCUCCGCACGACGACGUCUUUCCUUCUCCAAUGGCCGCCGUCCGGAAACUCUUCGUCCCAAAUAAAAAGUGUCCGUUCGAUAUAAUAUAAAUACGUGCGAGAAUUAAGCUUCCCGGAAUAAUUUCUUUGCAACGUGGCCAAAAACAGGUAAUCCUUGCCAAGAGGAUGGGGGCCCACGAUGGGGGAGUGCCACUGCUCUAACAUCGCUAUCAUGCAGCUGUUCCACGAGCUGAAGCAGCAGUUCCCUGCGCUCCCUGAUUACGUCGUCUCCCAGUGCAUCGCACAGAUGCGUGUGCGUUGCAGAACAGCCACGACAGGGAGAUAUGCGCGAGAAGUCUACGAGCAACCCAAGAAUCGCGUCCAACCCCGGGCGCUUUUCCACUGCCCCCACCUGCUGUUGCUGUUGCUGCUCAACAUCACCAUCAAUCGCAUCAUCAGCAGCAACAACAGCAGCAUUAUCAGCAACAACAACAACAACAACAGCGUUGCUGCGCAAUGAAUCACCAUCAAUCGGCGCAACGUAUUACGUCGAAUGGCAAUGGUUCGCGACCUCCUAGGCCAGCCUCAUUGGACAUCGGCGUGGCACGACGUUAUCCUAUUGGCUGUUCACGUACCGCGGCAUCGCCAUCCGUAACUACGAACGAACCACCUGCACCCUCUUCCGCACCUGCGGCUUGUAAAGCACGCGGUUUUUUCGAUGACGUCCCGUCCGCAAACACCAAUGGCAACAAUUGCUCAAGUAGCAAUGUUGCUCCUGGAUUCGAACUCAACGUUAAUGUCGCCUGCAGUCCUGCGGGCAACCGCGACUUCCGAACGGUGCCGACAAUCGGUACAUGUAAACGAAGCGACCUCGUUGUCGAACCCCGACCCCAUUACGCGGAACCUCAGUUGGCUGUAGGAAAAAACGCUGGACAAUUUGAUCACGCGCGAAGUUACACAUCGGUAAGCUUGACACUGAGGCCACCAUCGUCAGAACCACAACCACCGAUCGACAUCAGGUCGCAAGGUUCGAGUUUAACAUAUUCGACCUCGUCUUUGGACCCACGAGGAUUUCAAAGCCGCUUGCAGAUUAGCAUCGGCCCGGGAAGCGUUGGCAGUGUAGCUGCAGCAAGAAUCAGACCACCGAUGGGUCCGGCCAGGCCUAAUAGUCUGCUUCCCCCCGCUCAAAUUAGUCCUCAGAGGCCUCCAGGACUUCCUGCCGGACCUCCGAGUCAACUGCCAAGGCCGACGACAACAAUGAGUGCCCCGACUACCCCUUCGGUUCCAACAAUAACGAAUAUUAUUUCGUCUAAUAGUCUCCCUGCGACUCCGUCUGAACCAACGGCAAUCUCUCCUCCCUCUAGUCCCGUUAAAGAAAAACCGUUAAUCGGCCAGGAUCAGAAUCGUUCGCCGUUAAACCAAGUGGCUGAACAUCAAAGAAAACUGGUCGCUGAACAAUUAGCAAGGAAGGAAAGGCUUGCCAAGGAAUUAAGAGCUGAAAAGGGACGACUCGAAGCAAUGAAGAAAGAACUGCAGUCUUUAGCGAGACCCCCAGAUUCUUCGAUAUCGCCUCAGGAACUGAAGAAAAAAUUACGAAGCGAAAUUUACCAAUUGCAAAUCGAAUGCGAUAGACUUGCAGACGAAGUGGAUCAGUGGUCGGAUCCACGAGUACCUUUAGGUGAAACAAAUGAAGAAUUUUAUCAGGGCAUUUAUACCGGUCAACCUUUUCUACCGUCCUCUCAUCUGGCACCACCGUCGUUAUCAAAUCAGCCACCAGUUUGGCAACCUUCUACGGGUACUGCCGAUGUAAAUGAUAGAGAAGAAGAUAGAGAUGGACCUUCGUGGGUCUGUAGGAUGUGUACUUUUGAUAAUCAUCCGUUGAUGAAUAAGUGCGAACAGUGUGACAUGCCGAGACUUUUGGAUCAUGGCAAUGCAGGUAGGGUACAUGGAUUGCCGCUUGAACAAGCCAAUACGUCAUCGUAUGUCCAAUUUAAUAAUCUUCUACAUGGUUUGUUCGAUCGAACGAAUAAACCAUCCUAACGGCAUGUUUUUUAAUUUUUUUUUUUUUUAUUUUAUUUUAUUUUACAACCAGUUUUGAAUGAUUUAUUGAGUGAUUAAACUGAUACCAAGAAUUUAUCAAACCAUUUACUAAUCUUUUAGAUAACUAUUUCUUUGCAGUUUUAUAUUACCUUAUGAAAACACUUGAUCAGAGGUGAUCUUAAUUUUUAACUUGUUAAUCGGGAAUAUUUGCGAUCGGUUAACUUGUGAAUUUCUUUGAUUAAAUAUUUGAUAAUGUUGACAAGAAGUUUUAGAGAAAAAAUGAAUGAUUUAAAUGUAUGUUUCUUUAAUAGAAGUGAGAAACAAAUGAUUUAUUUAUUCUUUUCUUCAAUACUGAUUUAUUUAUUCUUUUCUUCGAUAAAUGAAGAGAGUUAAAGAUAAAUCUUUGCAAAGAGAUAAAUAGCCCGGUUAAGAGGUUAAAACAAUGUGAUAAAAUUUUGUUGAAGUAUUUGAUUUUUGUCAAGCUCUAAUCGUUCGUAAUUUUAAUGAAUUUAUUAUUGUACAUAUUUGCAGCGAAUUUGUUGUUGUAUUUAUAGUUAUUAUAACGGCUCGUACGUAUUUCUAAUCAGUGAAUACAGUACAAUGAUGGAAAGAA
Molecule: messenger RNA, 3327 nt
Organism: Vespula pensylvanica (western yellowjacket)
Lineage: Eukaryota; Metazoa; Arthropoda; Insecta; Hymenoptera; Vespidae
Gene: Tab2
Product: TGF-beta-activated kinase 1 and MAP3K7-binding protein 3-like
Exons: 9
Coding region: 1191-2714 (507 amino acids)
Molecular function (GO): ubiquitin binding
Source: RefSeq, a predicted model, not a curated record